Molecule: messenger RNA, 1671 nt
Organism: Trichoderma breve
Lineage: Eukaryota; Fungi; Ascomycota; Sordariomycetes; Hypocreales; Hypocreaceae
Product: major facilitator superfamily domain-containing protein
Exons: 7
Coding region: 1-1671 (556 amino acids)
Biological process (GO): transmembrane transport
Molecular function (GO): transmembrane transporter activity
Source: RefSeq, a predicted model, not a curated record
AUGGACUACGCCAAGAACCCCAGCGACUCGUCGUCGCCGGAGACCCAGAGUACCAUCUCCGGCCACAACUCCAAAGAGCAGUCACCAUCCGAUAAUGACAGCUCGCUUCGGAAUCUGGAGAAGAACUCAUUAGAAUCGACAGAGGAGGUUGUCACAGACGUCCGAAAAGCUAAAGGCGUCUCGACCUGGAAGUGGGUAUUAACUCUGAUAACCGUAUACGUGACUGGCGCUCUAUAUGGACUUGAUACGACCGUUGCCGCAGAUGUUCAAGGAACUGUUCUUGAACAAUUUGGUGAGCCGGAAAAACUGGCCUGGAUUGGAGUCGGAUUUCCUUUGGGUAGUGUUGCCGUUAUCUUGUCAAUGGGAAAAGCAUAUGGAAUUUUCGAUGUGAAAUGGCUAUUCUUCGCAACGGCUGUGAUGUUUGAAGUGGGCAGUGCAAUUUGCGGUGCUGCGCCCAAUAUGAACGCACUCAUCAUCGGAAGAGUUAUUGCUGGUGCCGGAGGAGCUGGUAUAUAUCUGGGUGGAUUGAAUAUCCUGUCUUUGUUGUCUUCCCCACGCGAACGUCCUCUCUACAUUGCAGGAACAGGAGUGUCUUGGGGUGUUGGAACCAUUCUUGGCCCAAUCAUUGGAGGAGCCUUUGCGGAGAGCUCUGCUACCUGGCGCUGGGCAUUCUACAUUAAUUUGGUUAUUUUCGCUGUGACCUGUCCCGUCUACAUAUUCGCCAUCCCAUCGCUUGACCCUCAACCGACACUCAAGCUUUUCCAAAGGUUGGCUGCCGUGGACUGGCUUGGAACUGUUCUCAAUGCUGCGAUUUAUGCUGUUUGGGUUUUAGCCCUCACCUUUGGUGGUGCUGAGUGGGCUUGGGAUGAUGGCCGAACUAUUGCUUGUUUUGUUACUUGCGGUGUUCUCAUCAUACUCUUUGGGCUGCAGCAGCGCUUCAAACAUUUCGCUACUGCCUGCACAACAACAACAAUCUUCGCGCCAGUGUAUUACAUCCCACUCUUUUUCCAAUUCACGAGAGAUGAUGGCGCUAUUUCAGCCGCUGUACGACUGCUUCCUUUUAUCUGCGUUACGAUCUUCUGCAUCAUGUUCAACGGUACGCUUAUGCCAAAAUUCGGAUACUACCAACCGUGGUAUAUCUUUGGAGGCAUAAUGAUUACUAUCGGCGGAGCUUUGAUGUUUACAGUCGAUUCUACUACCGCGACAUCCAAGGUGUACGGAUACAGCGUCAUCUUGGCCAUUGGAACAGGCGUGGCGAACCAGGCCGCAUACUCUGUUACUCCUGUAAAGGUGGCAAUGGACCCGCGCUUCGGGCCGCAAAUGAUUCCUGACGCUAUUGGUUUCAUCAACAUGGCGCAAAUCGGAGCCGCUGUCCACGCCCUGGCUAUCUCUGGAACUGUAUUUCAGAACCUUGCGUUCCAAUAUCUCCAGAGCGCUCUGGCAGGAUACGGAUAUACAGAUGCCCAGCUGCAUGGUGCCAUUGCGGGUACUCAAAGUCAGCUUCUUGCCCAAGCUACCGACGCUGUCAGGGCCCUUGCCCUGGAGGCAAUUGUCAAGGCAAUGAGUCGAGUAUACAUCCUCGUAAUUGUUGCUGGUGGAGUUCUCUUACUAUCAUCCCUUGGAAUGAAGACCGAGAAACUCUUCAUGGAGAUGUCAGCCGGAGGAGCUUAA